AUGGAGAAUCGAACGCCCAGGUUAUUGUGGAGCACCCAGAGGUUCAUUCCUGGACAUGAGAAAACAGGAGUCACGUCGCACGCAGCUCCCACCGACGAUAUCUUUGCUAAUGAGAAUGAUGAAGACGAGAUCUCGCUGCAGGUGUCCGCCAGGAAGCUAUUGCACCACGUUUUCGACCCGGCGGUGAACGUCGACUCUGCCGAUCUGGAUUAUACCUUAUCGCAAAAGCGCGCGCGCCAUUUCCACUGCACGUAUGCUGUAUUUGACGGGGUCAAGUCUAAGGAGAAUUCAAUUUGUCACCUGGAGCAGGUGUUCCCGUCCAUAUCUGAGCCUUCAUCAUGGAGUCUGGCCGCAGAGUUCGUCCACCAGCGGUCGGCCGAGCACAUACAAUUUACCAAGUUUUCCCAGCCAUUGGUGACGGCUCCGCAGCUGAUUCUGCUGGCUGUGUUCGAGGAUUGA
This is a messenger RNA of Cryphonectria parasitica EP155, 459 nucleotides long. RefSeq lists its product as uncharacterized. Bases 1 to 459 code for a protein of 152 amino acids. The record is from RefSeq and is a predicted model, not a curated record. Lineage: Eukaryota; Fungi; Ascomycota; Sordariomycetes; Diaporthales; Cryphonectriaceae. The transcript is spliced from 2 exons.